Brassica napus (rape) is the source of this 3924-nucleotide messenger RNA. RefSeq names its product protein ENHANCED PSEUDOMONAS SUSCEPTIBILITY 1-like. NCBI's taxonomy places the organism in Eukaryota, Viridiplantae, Streptophyta, Magnoliopsida, Brassicales, Brassicaceae. Bases 202 to 1560 code for a protein of 452 amino acids. The transcript has 4 exons. The record is from RefSeq and is a predicted model, not a curated record.
AUAAUCAUGUAAAUACAUGUCAAAAAUUAAAUAAAAACUAUUAAAGUAAACGCAACUUGUUUGUGCAUGUACUCUCAACAUCCUUGGUUUAAUAAUUUUAUUUGCGACACCACCAUGUGUACAAACAUGUGCAUAGAUUCGGAAAAGGAUCCCUCAAAAACUACGUCUACCAAAGAAAGAAGAAGAAGAAGAGAGUAAGAGAUGGAAGAUUUGGUGGUGAAGUCAACGAGCAUUGUGCGUCCCAGAAACAUUGCUAACCAAUCAAUAUCAGAUCGUGUGAAGAAGAUCAAUCUGACUCCAUGGGAUCUCUUGCGUCUUAGUUUUUGUUAUCCUCAAAGAGGUCUCUUCUUUCACAAACCUGACGAUUUAGAUAUUGAUACAAUCCUCUCAAAGCUAAAAACUUCACUCUCUAUUGCUCUCAAUCACUUUUACCCUUUGGCUGGUCGUCUUGUCAAAGAAGUCAACGAAGAGGAUCACACUGUCUCCUAUUUCAUCAGCUGCUGCGAUGAUGGUUCCGGUUCGGGUGGCGUAAAGUUCAUUCAUGCUGCAGCUAAAACACUCGCCAACAGUGAUCUGGUUAAGUCCGGUUUUGUCGAUGGAUUGCUUGGUUCUUUCUUUUUCCCUGCGACAGGAAUCAAGAACUAUCAAGGUGUGUCAAACCCUUUACUUAUGGUGCAAGUAACUGAAUUAAAAGAUGGCAUUUUCAUCAGUUAUGGCUAUAAUCAUACCGUUGCUGAUGGCAACUCGAUUUGGAAAUUCAUCAAUGCAUGGUCAGAGAUUUGCUCCAAGGGUUCUGGAUCUGUCCCCAUGGAUCUUUGUCUCAAAGGUUGGUUUCUUGAUCGUAUCGAAUAUCCAAUCCGAGUUCAAGAUCCUGAAAUAGAACAGCCUAGUAAGGAUGCUUCAACAACAUCAAACAUGUUACAAGAGAUUGUGUUUCGUCUUACAAAGGAGAAUGUGUUAAAACUGAAAGCUAAAGCUAACGAUGAAGUUGUGUCCAAAGAAGAUGGAGAGAUCUCUUCGUUUCAAGCGGUUUUAGGACAUAUAUGGCGUUCAAGGGUCAAACACGGUGGCAUGAGCCGAGAAGAAGGCACACAUUGUAGAGUACCAAUAGACAUGAGACAGAGGCUAAACCCAAAGCUAAAAGAAAACUGUUUCGGGAACUUGGUUCAUACCGGAGUAGUAACCGUUAAAGUUGGGGAGAUGCUGGACCAUGGGUUAGGCUGGUUGGCUCAGAAGAUAAACAAAGUGGUUAGGUCACAAACCAAUGAAAAUGUUAAAGCAUUUGGAGAGAAUUGGGUCAAGAAUGUUGAGAUUCCGGUUUCGGUUAGCGCCACUCUGCUUGUUACUAGUUGUCCCUGGUUUAAUGUGUAUGGAAACGAUUUUGGGUGGGGUAAACCGAUUGGUUUACGUUCUGGACCGCCACUUAGCAAUGGGAAACUAGUAGUUGUUCAAGGGGUGGAAGAAGGAGGUCUUGAAUUUCAAGCUUGUUUUCCUUGUCAAGUAGUUGUAAAACUAUUAUGUGAUGCCGAGUUUCUGGAGUAUGUGGACAUUGCUUCAUGAUUUAUGUCAGCGAUUUACACGAUUGAGGUGUUUUUUUUUGUCUUUCGAUUUUAGAGACUCUGUAUGGGAAAGAUUAUGAAAACUAAUAUUUUGUUUUAAUGUUUUUAUUCAAUAUUCUUACCAAACAAAAUAACAUAUUAGAUUGUUGACCAAUCUUGUUUUCCAUGCAAAAAGCCAUUGAACACCAAACUAAAAAGUGAUAGAAAAGGAAAAUCAGUAAUUUAUUAUUCAAUUAUAAUUUUAUUUAUUUAAUUAGAAUGUGUGAAAAAAUAAAUAUCAAUACAAUACUAAAAGGGGAAUAUGAGCCUCAGUUAGGCCAUCCACGUCAGCCAUUAAAAUCAGCCAAUAAGAGAUCAUGUUACUGCCACAUCAUCUUUGUCGAAACUGAUAUUUCAUGUUGGGUUCUCUUUACAUUUUAAAACAGCCCAAUUGAGCCCAAGUAGCCUUCUAAAAACCAUAGAAUUGUUCUUCCCCGAGUAUCCCACUUCAUCGUCACCGAUCGAAAUCGCUGCGUCGUUUCGGUAACCUACGGUUCAUCAAUUUGUUAUGCCAUUAAAGUUCCUUAAAUGGUUUCUCUUCUGUAACGUCGAACUCCACCAAUCUUUCUCAUUAGACCCUUUCUUUACAGUUACAGUUGUGACCCAUGCAACCGUUCCGAGUCCCUGACUUUUACCUUAUAUAAAUCCUUUCUUUGAUACCCUGAUCCUCGCAAAAUCGGCCAAUCUCUUCGUUGUCUUCUUAAAUUUCCUUUCAGUCGUAUAUAUUGACAAGAGACAGUUGAAAUUAUGAAGAAUAAACGACAGACUAGAUGAAUUGGUCGGGGAAAAGAAUCCGAAGGAUGCUGGGAUGCUGGCGUCUAUGGUGUCGUAUGCAAUUGGGCCGGUUUUUCUUCCCUAGCUUGAGAGUGAAUCACUGUGUCAGUCUGAGGACGACGAAUAGGAAGAAGAUGAUGAAGCCGUUCUACCGUCAUCUAACUUCUCCAAUCAAAUCCUAGGCAGUGAGACAUGAGUGAUCAAAUGUCUCAAAGCAGCUAUUCAAAGAAGUCUUUGAGAAAAUCUCACAAGUGAAGGUUGGAAGAGGAACUGGUGGUUCAGAGAAUCAGAGCGCGUUAACCAAAAAAAGCUUUAUUUUAACUGAACUGGAAGUAAGUAGAACUUAAGAAUGUUUCUUUUAUUAAUUCUCUUUAUUUUGCGAUGUCUCUGAGACAGGAUAAACUCAAAAAUGUUUGGAAAGGUCAAACAAUGGAAUAGAAGACAUGUGUAAAGACCAAUGUAACUGGCCCAGCAACGAAGCUCAAGUGGGAUUUGCCGUUCUAGCUUACCAUCUCUUUUUCAGAGUGAUUUACAUGUCAAAGCAACACUCUGAGCUACACAAACAUAAAUAGAAGACUGAAGAUUAGGAAAUUUGGAGUUGCGAUUAAAAGAAAAUUAGAAAUCAGGCUCCUAUUUGGUAUGUUCCAUUACAUUAACGGAGAAAGCUGCGCUGGUGUCAAUUUCUCACGGAGAUUCUUACAGCAAGGGCAAGAAAUAAAGAAGGCGAUCAGAAGUCUCGCAAGCUCUUUUGGCUACUAAUCAUUUAACGAAUAUUGUCUGUGACAGCAAGCAAGGUAAUCACGCUAAUUGUAUGCAUCUGUGCUGUGCAUUAUCUGGUUAUUAAUGUGGAGUAAAAAGUCUUUAUAUUCCUUAGCUGGUGUCCUCAGGAGUUGAAAAACCAAAGUCUUAUGCAACUCCAGCUGGUGUUUUUUUUUUUGGAAUUGGGCUUGAACAGCUUGAGCUAAUGUGCAAAGUUUAGAACAUUGCUUCUCUUUAGCUAUAUGGAGUAUGGAGACGAGCAAGCAAGUGCUAUCAAAGUAAAAACCUUCAACAAAGAAGGCAAUUCAUAUCUCAGUAGAAAGAUGAAGUCUGGUCAGAUGAAAAAAGUGAUGAUGAGAUAAGUAUAUGACCUUCCUAUGAUGUCCUCUAAGGUCUCGGCUGUAUCUCUUCUGUCAUAAGCAUAUCAACAAAAACCAAUGGCCAUCAUCUAGCUCUCAGGAACAAUGGAGGAGUUAGUUUCCACAGUUAGUUUCCUGCAAUGUGGCGGUCACACAUAUCGUUUGGACUUGACAUAGCUUAAGAGAGCAAUAAUAGAGUUUUCAUGAAUUAUUCAUAUGUUUUUCCUAUUUUUUGUUUUAUGUUGCCUUAAUAUCUUAGUUAGUUAAAAAUUUUAAAUAUAAAGGAAGUCUGUUAAGAUAAAGGAUAUACUCCUUUUAGUAUUAGUCCGCUUAUAAUGUUUGUUCCCUCUAUAUUUUUAAAAUUAUCUUUUCAAAAAAAAAUUUUGGUUCAUACACUAUAAUUCUUUGUAUCUAAUAAGAAAACUGUUUAUCCA